UUAUUUCUAUUCGCUCGAGGGGAGGGCGAACUUCCGUGCUUCGUGCGUGCAAAGGCCGGGACGACAGCGUUGCACGUGACAGACUUUGCCAAUCGUAACUGACUCACGCAUAUUGAUUACAUACACAGUGUCACUAAAUCGGCCGACACGGCGUCGACUCGCGCUCUUUGGAAGUUGGGACUGUACUCUCGUCAGAUCGAGCCUAGCUGGUAUUGGCUCCUGUCAUUCAAAGCCCCUCAGUCGGGCAAGCGCCACAAUCAAUACCCACAUGCCUUGCCGCGGUGAGCGCACACGGCCCGAUAUCACAUCAAGGAGAAGGUUAUUACUUCAGCGUGGACCGCCCCAGAAAAGUCUUUCUCGGUGUCGUAAAUAGCUCACGGUCUUUACUGAAGGAUUUCCAGUGAGAGGUUAGCUGUUCCUAAACUCUCACCAGAUCGGUGAAGAUAACUGGGCGAGCUGGAAGCUUCUGUGACGGGUCCAUUAUAGUUUAUCGCGCUCUCCUCUCGAAAUAGCUUCUCGGGCGAAACAGAUUGAUCAGCUAGCCAUUCGUUUUUGUUGCAUUGCUCUCCACGAUGAGGCGACGGAAGGGUAAUCGCGGGCGACCCAGGAAAGUUAAGAAAGGACGCUUUCCCAAACUGAGGGAGAGUAUACCGUUUGAUUCAAAACUUUGUGAAAACAACUCGAACGACCAGACGACAAGUUUGAAAAGUGACGACGCCGUGACUGGAGUUAUCGGGCUGGAUAAGACGGGGCCAUUCAGCUACCGUGUCGGCAGUGUUAACAUCGAACUAGAAGGAUCUGAGGAGGAUAUUAAACCAGUCAUUCAGGAGAAUGACAUUAUGUUGGAGGUCGAGUGUGGAUCAAAUACCGCAAGUAUGUUUUUGUCAAGACUUUGCCAAGGGAGCAAGGGGUCGUGUAUUGAGUUCGAUGGAGCCUGGUUAACUCCCAACGAGUUUCAGUUUGUCAGUGGACGGGAGACGGCGAAAGAUUGGAAAAGAUCUAUCCGACAUUUUGGACGAAGCUUAAAACUCCUAAUUACUAAAGGAAUAUUGACUGUCCAUCCCGCUGCUUGUCGAUGCGACAGCUGUCGUCUGCUCUCCUCAACGACAAACGAGCCCAAACUGGUGAAAGACAAACGUGAACGGGACUUGAGAGAAAGGGCAAGCAAAGGUUGUUCCGGGUCAGCCUCGGGGUCGGACAAGGAUGAGGGCGGAAGUCGAGGGAGCGAAGAUGAUGGGAGCGAGGAAGCUGACGAGGAGAGUCAGGAAUCCGGCGAGAACGGAGACGAAGAUAGUGGGUCUGAGGAAGAGGAGGAAGAAGGAAAGGUAGAGGAGAAUAACAACGAGGCUGGUGAGAAGGAGUCGAGUAGUAGUGAUACCUCAUCUUCAUCGUCUGGCUCCUCUUCCUCCGGUUCUGAUUCUGACUCUGAUGAAGACGAGAAAAAAGAGGAAGAAGAGGAAGAAGAAGAAGUGAAACAAGAUGAAGCAGUGGCUGAAGAACCAACUGAUAAUGUGACCGAAAAUAUGACCGAAAAUAUCGAAACUCCCGUUGAAAUUACUAAAACAGUUGAUGAAGAUGUGGACACACCUCAACAAAUGGAGGUUGUUGAGGAUGUCCAAGGGGAAGAGGGAGGCAAUGAGUCUGUUGUAGAAGAGGAAGAGGAAAUGCCAAAUGAUGAAGAUAAUGUUGUUGAAUCUAAAGAUGAGGAUAGUAUUCCUGCUUUGGAAAAUGGCAUCGAAGCUGAGGCAGAGAAGGCAAUGGAGGAGGAGGAGGAGGGGGAGGGGGAGGAGGAUGAAGAGGAUGUCGAGCCCAAGGAUGAAGAGAUGGAGAAGUGUGAAACCAAAGUCAUACCCAUGGAGGAAGAGUGUUCCGUGAAAGAAGAAGAAAUUGUCGAACCAGUUGAGUCAUCUGAGCCAACAGAACUUGAGGCCGUCGAUUCUUCUCCCGUCAGUGCCACCGAGAUCGAAGACUCCAAAAACCUUGAAGAGCCAAGGGGGGUUUCUCCCGUAGAGGUCAAACCGGAAGAUGAGCCUUCUGACAGUGUUCCUGUGGUAGAUUCGGACAAGAUGAAAGAACUAACUGAGGACGAAGCCAGUCGGGGUAGCGUCAGCAGUGCACCCAGCAUUGACAGUAGCAUUAAAAACUCCUCAGAUAGGGAACAAACACCUGUCCCUCGCAAGCUUUCCACACCAACCCUGCCUGACGUCUCCGUCAAGAAGAAUGCUGAAAGAUCAAACAGCGGCGGAGGUAAAUCUCGCCUGAGCAACAUUAUUGAUCUUCUGAGGACAUCGAAAGAGAAAGAGACCCAAAAGCAAACGACACCAGACCGACCUGAAGAAAAGCGCCAAGAAACGCGACAGCCUGAAGUGAAGGAUGUUAAGACUCCUUUUCCCCUUCCACAAAGACGUGACGAGACCAAGCCAAGGAAGCCAGAGCGGGAAGAACCAUCGGUUCAGAAACCGUCAAGAGAAGACGCGAGAAUUAGCGAAAAAGCCCGUGAAGCGAUGCGACUUCCCAUGGGUCGACUUCCGUUUGGUUUCCCACCACCAGAGAUCUUAGAACGUGCCAGCAGGGAGGCCCACGAACAGCUGUCCAAGAGCCACAGGCAGUUUGAAAAGAACCUCGAAUCCCUCAUCACCCAAAAUAUGAAUCCAUUUAUCCCAGAACUAAGCAUCUUCUCCUUACCGGAGCAUCGGGCACAGCUCGAGUAUAACUACAUCAAGAACAUGGAACGUCUGGAUCAGAUGGCGAAAGAACGGAUGGCAUCAAUGGCGGAGAUGCGGCACCAACAACUUCUCCGGGAACACAACAGCUUCGUGGCCAAGUUGGCGGAACAACAGAAGCCCAAGCCCGUUAGAUCGGAGCCCAGUGAACACAGGAACAAUAGGGAGAGUGUUAAGAAACCAGUGGCUCCGAAUAAACGUACUGUAGCCGAAGGAAAUUCGUCAUCUUUACCAAAGGUUCCACAUGCACAUAGAGCGAUGCCUGAAGUCAGGAAAGACAAACCAGAUCAUAGAACGCUCCAAACGCCCCCGGCAGCGCACCACCAUCAUCCUUCGAGUCGACCUCCAAGUACCGGAAAUAAACCACCGUCCGCACUUCCGCUUCCUGCUUCAACCGGAAGAGCGGCUCACCCAACAGGUCCGAGUGCGACACAGUCCCGGAGUUCCCCAAUGGUGGCACCAAUCGCCCCGCCGCUCCAGAUGUGGUCGUCCUGCUUUCCAUAUGUGAUUCCACCACCAACAAUAGAAAUGCAAAGACUUACUCAGUUUUUUCCUAACCUAAACGGAGGGAUGUUCUCGGCGGAAACGGGCGAGAAACGUCAAACGGAGUCCCCUAUACUUGACCUUUCCACGAAAAAGAGAAAAAUGGACGAUAAUGGCAAUGAACAUCGUAGCAAACAAGCAAAACUGUCUUCCAACUCGCGAUCAGUUCAUCAUCCUCAUGCUAACGGAUUACCAAGAGAUCGUCACUCUCAUAAAGACUUCAGUGCUAAAGACAGACCCAUGUGGGCUAACUUUGAAAGGAGUGGCGCUAUGGCUUGUACAUGCGCAUUGCAGCAUUUAAACGACAUCCGGCACUGGUCCGUGGAGGAUGUAUGUUGUUUCAUGAAGGGACUGGAAGGAUGCUCUUUAUACGUUGAUACAUUCCGUCGGCAUGGGAUUGAUGGUAACACAUUGCUCCUACUGACGUCAGACACGCUGGUGAAAUCCCUCGGCAUGAAAAUCGGCGCCGCAACGUUCCUCACAGAUGCCGUAGCAAGGCGGUCAAGAGAGCUUCAGAAACUAGUGCCAUGUGAAUACUGUCGGUUUAAGAACCAAAAGGGCUAGACUCGUCAUUGUGGUGAAUCGGUGGUGCUUAUGGACGCCAUGGAACUGGAACGCGAGGAUUUGUACAUAAGGAUUGGUCGGAAUAUUCUGCAAUAAACCGACCGAGACGAUUCGGUGAACGGAUGUCAACACACGCUAAAGUGACGUGAACGGGAUGUAUAUUUUGGUUAAAUUGCUUUUGAAGGGAUGGCUAAGCUGGACUCAUUUAUCAUUCUCUCGUUUUGGAGAAAUACGGGACCAUGAGAUAAAUCCUCGUUGGGUGUUGAGUUUGUGUUCAAAGACGGAGUGUGUGUUGCUCCACUGAGGGUACCAGGCAGGUUUUGGAUACGUCGACUUGAAAAAUUCCAAAAUUGUUCCUUCAAAAAUGAACACGAACGUCCGUCAUAUUCUGCACGGAUCUAGUGGUCGUGUGUGUAUAUAAUCACUGACAGGUUAACUAUCCAUGUAGCUCAUUCCAGUUAGCAGUGGACCAGCCUCUUUUAUGUCACGUGACUGAAAUAGACAUAAUCACCAAGCCAUUUAUCACCCAUCAUGAUGUAUUGAUACAACCAUUUCUCAGUCAUUCGUGGACAUCGUGUACAGAAUGUUAAACAUGCUGUGUGACCUUAUUUAUUGCUUUGUCGGUUUCAUACAUACAUGAUAUCUACAUGUGUACAUUUCACAAAUGAAUGACAAUCGCAUAUGUCAAAGUCUCGCCAUUACUGUCAUCUAUGCGUGUUCAUUAAGUUAUUUGCGUCCGGUGGUGUUUUGUCCGGACGCCAACCCAUAUCACAACUAUGCACUCUCAUCUAUUCCACGCACUAUGCAGUCAGUGGUGUCAAUUUCAGUGUUGAAAUCGAUUACCUUUGAAAGACAUCUUCCAAUUGAGACCAGAGAUGUGUCCGUAAAGAAGAAUAAGAGUUAGACACGGAAACUAGGACGGAUUUAUAUAUUUUUUUUCUAAAAUAAAGAAAUAUGUUUCACGAACCAUUUUAAUAAUAAACAAAAUGACUGAAUAAGCUGUGGACUGCUUGGCUACAAAUCGCGGUGUCGACCCGUGAUAAUAUUAUUAAAAUCAUGUCCGAUCAUCGGGCCAGUUUUAAGAAUACUUUAUGAAUUUUACGUGUUAUUUUAAACGUUUUCGUUAAAUAUAUCAUUUUAAGUUUGUAUUUUUAAUCUAUUCACGGACACAUUUCUGAUGGUUUGAACAAAAUAUAUGAAGGAAUAUGUUGUUUUUUGUUAAUGCGAUGACGUAUAGUAUUACGCUUUUGUUAUGCAAUCAAUAUACAUUGAUGUGUUUUACAUCCGAUCGUUUCCAUGUUGAUUUCGUGCCAUAGACUCAGCACAUGGAACCAAAGUUCUUCAGAAAUAAACAGUUGUUACUCGCAACGACCCCAUAGCUAGCCCGCUUUUGAACUGACAAUUAGCUUUCAUCGGCAUUUUUGCGACCGAAAUUCAUGCAAGAUUAUUCACAAACGUUUCCAUUAUGGUUGUGAAUCCCUUCCGGAUAUGACGUCAUUUCUAGCGGAAGUCAAAUGGCGUUCACUUAGCAAAUGUCAGUUUUGGGGUGAAUGAAACGACGACGGCAAUGAUAACAACCCGCCGUGUUGUAGCGGCGCUGUUAUAACAGUCCCGCAGAAAUCGUCGGCUGUGGUAUAACACAAUUUAUAUCUUCGUAUUUUUGCAGCGGCUUAAAUGGGAUCGGUUGCGUUUGACAUGCUCAUAUUUCUAACCAAAUGAAUUAUGCUUUGAAGUCUUGGGUUUAACAAAUCGAUUGAGAUCGUUAGUGGCAACAUUUAUCAGACUUUUGACAGUUUUUUUAGAUAACGACAAGGUAAGGCUUUUUGGCAGAAAUUCAUGCUCUGUAAGGUCGUGACUUUGCUCACGAUUUUAAUGGAUUAGAGUUUUAAAGUUUUAAACCUGAACCAAGGGGUGGCUGAUUUUACUUUGGAUUGAAAUAUGAGUCUGUCUCGCUGUGUGACAAACCUGCUACAAUGAACGGUCCCCAUAAGGGAUCUGUUGAAUCGCGUAAAACCAAUAUGGCGGAUGUGCCUCUGUGCUCGAAAAAAGUGCGCAACAUAACUGGUUGUACAUAUGUCUGAAAGCUUAUGUUGAGAUGAAAUUGUUUGUAAUAAACAGCCUGGUAGAUAUAA
Haliotis rufescens (red abalone) is the source of this 5962-nucleotide messenger RNA. Its product is annotated as neurofilament heavy polypeptide-like. Gene Ontology annotation, biological process: positive regulation of transcription by RNA polymerase II. The transcript is spliced from 6 exons. Gene Ontology annotation, molecular function: protein binding; RNA polymerase II cis-regulatory region sequence-specific DNA binding; DNA-binding transcription activator activity, RNA polymerase II-specific. Bases 573 to 3830 code for a protein of 1085 amino acids. Lineage: Eukaryota; Metazoa; Mollusca; Gastropoda; Lepetellida; Haliotidae. The record is from RefSeq and is a predicted model, not a curated record.